GCUUAGCCGGGCUGAGACUGCGCCAUGCAGGAAGCGCCAGCAGCGCUGCCCACGGAGCCGGGCCCCAGUCCCGUGCCUGCCUUCCUCGGCAAGCUGUGGGCGCUGGUGGGUGACCCGGGGACCGACCACCUGAUCCGCUGGAGCCCGAGCGGGACCAGUUUCCUCGUAAGCGACCAGAGCCGCUUCGCCAAGGAAGUGCUACCCCAAUACUUCAAGCACAGCAACAUGGCGAGCUUCGUGCGGCAACUCAACAUGUACGGUUUUCGUAAGGUGGUGAGCAUCGAGCAGGGCGGUCUGCUGAGGCCAGAGCGCGACCACGUCGAAUUCCAGCAUCCGAGCUUUGUACGUGGCCGAGAGCAACUACUGGAACGCGUGCGGCGCAAGGUGCCUGCGCUGCGCAGCGACGACGGUCGCUGGCGCCCCGAGGACUUGGGCCGGCUGCUGGGCGAGGUGCAGGCUUUGCGGGGAGUGCAGGAGAGCACCGAGGCGCGGCUGCGGGAGCUCAGGCAGCAGAACGAGAUCUUAUGGAGAGAGGUGGUGACUUUGCGGCAGAGCCACGGUCAGCAACACCGAGUCAUUGGCAAGCUGAUCCAGUGCCUCUUUGGGCCACUUCAGACAGGGUCCAGCAACGCAGGAGCUAAGAGAAAGCUGUCUCUGAUGCUGGAUGAGGGGAGCUCAUGCCCAACCCCAGCCAAGUUCAGUGCCUGCCCCCUACCUGGUGCCCUCCUUCAGGAUCCCUACUUUAUCCAGUCGCCCCUCCCAGAGACCACCUUGGGCCUCACUAGCUCUCACAGGGCCAGGGGCCCUAUCAUUUCUGACAUCCAUGAAGACUCUCCAUCCCCUGAUGGGACCAGGCUUUCUCCUUCCAGUGGUGGCAGGAGGGAGAAGGGCCUGGCACUGCUCAAAGAAGAGCCGGCCAGUCCAGGGGGGGAAGGCGAGGCCGGGCUGGCCCUGGCCCCAAACGAGUGUGACUUCUGCGUGACAGCCCCCCCACCGCUGCCUGUGGCUGUGGUGCAGGCCAUCCUGGAAGGGAAAGGGAGCUUCAGCCCUGAGGGGCCCAGGAAUGCCCAACAGCCUGAACCAAGGGGCCCCAGGGAGGUACCUGACAGGGGAACUAUGGGCCUAGACAGGGGGGUGCGGAGCCCUGAGAAUCUGCUGCCUCCCAUGCUGCUUCGGGGCCCCCCUGAAAGUGUGGAGCCUGCGGGGCCUCUGGAUGUGCUAGGCCCCAGCCACCAAGGGCGAGAAUGGACCUUGAUGGACUUGGACAUGGAGCUGUCCCUGUUCCCCUCCACAGCUGCUUCCUGGGGUUCUCCUAUGCAGAUGCAGCCGCUGGUUCCAGAGAGGAGUGAGAGUGAGCUGGCAGUCAAGGGCUUAAAUUCUCCGGGGCCAGGGAAGGACUCCACACUUGGGGCACCACUCCUUCUGGAUGUCCAAGCAGCUUUGGGAAGCCCAGCUCUCGGCCUUCCUGGAGCUUUAACCAUUUACAGCACCCCUGAGAGCCGAGGCUCCUACCUGGGCCCAGGGGCCAACCCCUCCCCCUGAGACCCGGUCUACUCUGAAGCCAGCCUAGCAGAGGGGCUGGCCUGAAGCAGCACGCCCUUCUUGGCUUCCUCCCGGCUUCCUGGUGCCCCUAGAAGAGGCUGAGCGAAGACCCUGUUACUCUGUUGUCCUUCUCCAUUACUGAACCCUGCACAUA
Molecule: messenger RNA, 1696 nt
Organism: Hyaena hyaena (striped hyena)
Lineage: Eukaryota; Metazoa; Chordata; Mammalia; Carnivora; Hyaenidae
Gene: HSF4
Product: heat shock transcription factor 4
Exons: 13
Coding region: 25-1542 (505 amino acids)
Biological process (GO): regulation of DNA-templated transcription
Molecular function (GO): sequence-specific DNA binding; DNA-binding transcription factor activity
Source: RefSeq, a predicted model, not a curated record